Spodoptera exigua (beet armyworm) is the source of this 370-nucleotide messenger RNA. The record is from the annotation of a GenBank genome assembly. Lineage: Eukaryota; Metazoa; Arthropoda; Insecta; Lepidoptera; Noctuidae.
GCCAAAGUUAGACGAUAGAAACAUUAAAAAUGUUUAAGAAUCACCUGACUUUAAUACUCUGUCUGACAGCAGCGUUUCUGAUUGUCGAGGGGCAAUCGAGAAUGUGUAGCAAGUCCAUACCGGAAACAUACUUGGUGACCGAUCAAAUAACUUAUAGUUAUGUUACAAAAGAUAAUGAAGGUCUACAGUCGCACAAACAGUUCAAGGUGAUAACACGAGUUGCUAUGAGGACCCGUCAGUUGACUUUCCGUUGCCAUGGAAACUGGCAGGCCGAGGAUAACCAGGAAAAUUCUAACCGAUAAACAACCAAACAGUUGCGUAGUAAGUACGUUAUUUACGAGUUUGGAUGUAAAUAUAAAUAAAUGAUGUA